AUGGAUACAAGUACUAUAGCUUCAAGAGGUAUGGUGGUAACCCCGCAUCAUUUAGCUACCCAAACUGCAUUAGCUAUCCUAAGAGAAGGCGGAACGGCUAUAGAAGCUAUGGUUGCAGCAGCCGCUACCAUUGCUGUUGUUUAUCCUCAUAUGAAUAGUAUCGGCGGCGACGGAUUUUGGCUCAUUGUACCCCCUAGCGGACAACCUAUAGCAAUUGAAGCCUGUGGCCCAGCUGGCAGCUUAGCAACUUUAGAGUCUUAUUCAAACUAUGAAAAAAUUCCCUUUAAAGGUCCCAAGUCAGCUAUAACAGUGGCAGGAACUGUUGGAGGAUGGGAGGAGGCGCUAAAAUACGUAACUGAAUGUGGAUACCAGAGAACUUCUAUUUCCAGACUGUUAGCGGAUGCUAUUUACUAUGCUGAAGAAGGUUUUCCUGUAUCAUCAUCGCAUCUGUCAGGUCUAUUAGAUCUUGACUUAAAUGAAUAUCAAAACAAGGAUUUUAUGUCAACUUACUUACCUAAUGGAACUUUUCCUAGAGAAGGACAAAAAUUUUAUCAGAAAAAAUUAGCCCAGACUUUAAGAUCGCUUUCGCUAAAUGGUUUGAACAGUUUCUAUAAUGGCGAUGUAGCAAAAUUGAUAGCGAAAGACAUGAAGUCUCUUGAUAUACCAAUCGUAGAAGCAGACCUUGCAAAUUACACGGCUAUUAGACGGGUUCCUCUAAAAUUAACUCAUGAACAAGGAGACAUAUUCAAUCUUCCCCCACCUACUCAGGGUAUACUUUCCUUAGCCAUAUUAGGUAUCUUAGAUCAGCUGAAAAUCAAAGGUGAUGAUGAAGGUAAAUUCAUUCAUGCAACAGUCGAAGCUACAAAACAAGCAUUUAUUUUACGAGACCAAUAUUUAACUGAUCCACGUUAUAUGGAAGUGGAUCCCGAAUCGCUAUUAAAAAGUCAAGCAAUUCUUGAUAUGGCAAAUAGAAUUAAUUCUAGUCGCGCGUCUAGUGAAGGAAAUGGUGAAGGUCCUGGUGAUACAAUCUGGAUGGGUAUAAUGGAUGAUAAAGGAUUUUCAGUUUCAUUUAUUCAGAGCAUUUAUCAUAAUUUUGGUAGUGGUGUUCUUUUACCAGAAACGGGUAUUUUAUGGCAGAACCGCGGCGUUUCUUUUAAUUUAAAAAAAGGUCAUAUACGUAGUUUGAUGCCAGGAAAGAAACCAUUUCAUACUUUGAAUCCUGCCGCUGCCAUUUUAAAAGACGGCCGCAUUAUGGUUUAUGGGACAAGAGGAGGCGAUGGUCAACCACAAACCCAAGCAGCUAUCUUCCAUAGAUAUGUUAUACAAAAGAUGAAUUUACAAAAAUCUGUAUCUGCACCGAGGUGGUUAUUUGGUCCUGCGACGGGGGGAGAUGAUAAUAAUUUAAAAUUAGAGAAUAGGUUCAGCAACGAAACUAUAGAUUAUUUAAAAAGCAAGGGACAUUCUAUUUCGAUGUUGCCUCCGUACAGUGAAGUUGUGGGUCAAGCGGGAGCAUUAGUUAGACACACAGACGGGUUAUUAGAGGGCGCCUACGAUCCACGAAGCAACGGAAAUGCGGCUGGCUACUAA
This is a messenger RNA of Danaus chrysippus (African queen), 1587 nucleotides long. The record is from the annotation of a GenBank genome assembly. NCBI's taxonomy places the organism in Eukaryota, Metazoa, Arthropoda, Insecta, Lepidoptera, Nymphalidae.